Molecule: messenger RNA, 4335 nt
Organism: Daphnia carinata
Lineage: Eukaryota; Metazoa; Arthropoda; Branchiopoda; Diplostraca; Daphniidae
Gene: FANCI
Product: Fanconi anemia group I protein-like
Exons: 13
Coding region: 173-4249 (1358 amino acids)
Biological process (GO): DNA repair
Molecular function (GO): DNA polymerase binding
Source: RefSeq, a predicted model, not a curated record
AACCGAGAAUUUCUGGAGAGCGGGAAUCCUAUGUAGUUUCUACUUCAAGAGUAUAACAUUAUCACAUGGUUGACGGUGAUGGUGCAAGUCUUGAAAUUCAUAAAAAGAAAAGGCAAAAAUUGUUUACGGUCUAUUUUUUGAAUAAUUGAUUUUCUGCAGCAUUCCAUGUGAAAUGGCUGUUGAUGUUGUGAGAAAAUUGUCAAAAUUGCUUCUAUCUAACAAUAGUCAGCAGCAAAAGGAGAUAUUGCAACAAACCAUAGAUACACUGAGCAGAGAAGAUAUUUUGAGAGCAGUACCAGAUGUUGUUCAUUCAAAUGGGGCACCCAAUUUGAUUCGCUUGGUUUUGGAAGGAUUGUCCAAUAGUACUCAUCACAGAGACAACUUGACACUCAACGUUAUGAAAUCAAUUUUAACUGAGUUAUGUGACAGUGAAGCUGUCCCAGAAAACUGUGCAGUUGACAUUGUCCAUUUGAUGAGUUUAAAUAGUCAUGACUUAAGCAGUAACAACUUAGCAGAACUAGUACAGCUUUGCUUGUCAUUCAUUCAGAAGGGGAAAAACUUAAGGGGAAAGUGGCUUUCACUCUUUCCAAUGAUAUUUUCGGAGUUGGCAAAACAAAGCAGAGUUACUUUAGACUCAAACACAGUGACAGGGGCUGAAUAUUGUGAUGGAGUAAUAAGCUCACUGUGUGAUAUAGAAAUUGCAGUAGAUGAUGCAGUAGCAUUCACUGCAGUUUUGAGAGAACUGAGAAUCCCUGCCACUAUAGUUCACAAGUUUGUUCUAAAAUUAUGUGCCAUAAUACCAGACAUGGAACCACAAGAAGUACCUCCAUUUGUUUAUCAGCUGCUGUUCUUGUGUUAUCAGUCAGAUCAUUUGGUCCCAAUGGAGCAUUUGGCAAAAUAUUUUGAAGUGAAGCUAAGUCGAUAUGGGCAGAGUGCAAAUUUGAGUUCCAGAGGAGAGUCAAUGGAAAUUAACUGUGAUAUUGAGACUGGAUCAACCAAGGAAAUUUCACAAGCAAAAGCAACUUCAAUUUUUCACAUUUCCCGAGCAGCGGCCACUGGUCACCCACUUGGCAAAGAAUUUGUGAAAUUCCUUCGUAGUCGGGUUGAUGUUCCCGAGCUUGUCCUGGUUCCAUUCAUUCUCGAGGUUGCAUUAUCACUUGGGGCCUUACCGCAACUUCGAGAUAUUAUAGGCUUGUUGCGGAAAUUGGUACAACGUCUUCUUCGAUCCAACGAAAGGCUGCGCCACUCCGCUUGGAUGAGAGAUUUGAUGUUGGGGAAACAAAUCGAUGUCCAGAAGAUGUUUGACACCAUCAUGCAGCAAGGCACUAGUGAAGGAGAUAACAUUGUUAAAGGAUUUGAACUACUCGCCUUUGACUUGUUGGAAAUCCGAAAUGCGGGGGGCUUUGGUCGUCCAACUGUAGCUGGACCGAGCAUUGGUAAUGCAUCAAGCUCAUCAGGCACUACUUCUGGAACUGUAACGGAGCAGUGUUGGCAUAUCGGCGCCCAUAUUCUUUUGCAAAUGAUCAGAAAAUUCCCGGAUUCAGCUCCACUCAUUGUUAAAAAACUUGCUGAGAGAUUACAAGACGUUAGCAAUGAUUUGCAAUAUAUCACAACGAUUUGUAUGAUGGUCCAGCAUAAUCCUCUUAGCAUGCUGGAAUGCAAAGCUUCUUUCACCAUGUUGCUAUACAGCAUGGAAUAUCGCGGAUUAGUUUCUGCCAAACGUCUUUAUGCGGGUAUCUCGCCUCUGUUUCGUUCGUCAGGUGCCUUACGUGACAGCGCCUUUCUGGUGUUACGCAAGCUACUGCACAGUUGCCUAGAGGAAGUUAGACAGGUUGCAGUAGUGGGUUUUCUAGAAAUUUUGAAAAACUUUCGUUUCUACAUCCCAACAAUGGGUUCAUCCCUCAGUCAAACUUCUAUAAGUAGUCAGGCAACAGUAGAUGUGCAUCAUAGCCAAACUUCAAAUUCAAAUAGAGCGUUUUGUAGUGAACUGUUAAAACUUCUUCAGUGCGCUUUGAGUCAACAAGCAUCGGUUCGUUUGACACUAUAUCAGAAUUUGCCCGAGGUUGUUUCUCGCAAUCCGGAACUUCUUCCGGAGUGCAUUAAGAUGUUGCGCUGUCAUUUAAAAUUUUUUAUUGAUACCGAAGCUAUAAUCCAAGUUGACAUGUGCAUAACGAAGGAUGGUCACAAUUCCCACGUGAUAGAGCCCUUAGGACACCUUAUUCAAGCGAUACAACAGAGCAUUUUGCGAAGCGGCAAAGCAAAUUACCUUGCGAAAGAAGAUAUUGAUCCUAAAAGCGAAGAUCAAGUAGAUCUAGGAGUUCUGCUAAUAAGAAAAGUGCUCGCAAAAAUGGCCGAGUCAUCAAUUGAUGAUUACCUCGUAGGGGACGUACAGGAGCCAAACGCCCAGCUGAAGAUCCAGACACUAUCAUCUGUUUGUAUCGCCCUUGCCGACUUCUGUGUCGCCGAUAAUGCUACCACAAGUGUAAUAGCGGCCAAACGCUUAGUCGGUCUGUACGAGAUGCAAACCCGUUUCGAUUCACUCCUCAGUGAAGUGGGAAAAGGCAAGGGAAAAGGCAAGGCUCCUAAAAGAACGAAGAAAGGGCAAGAAAACUCUAUCGAUGAAUUGCCAAUAACAGAUGACACUCCGAAAGCACCAAUGAAGAUCUUUGAAAAGUGCACUCCCAGUCUCCAAAGCAUUUCUGUGUUUAUGGGAUAUCUAAAGAACAGCACUGAAACUACUGCUAGCAACGAAGAAGAGACAUUUGCUUUUUUAAAACCACAGAUUGGACUACGACUUUGGUUCGCUCAAUCAGCAUUCAGUAAAUAUCAGGCGUUUUGCAACACCAAAGACAUCGAGGGACUUAGCUCAGAGAGCGUAACGAAAUUUAGUGGCACUAUUGCAUGUGCUCUAUUGCUCCAUUGCCAGAACACACGACAGGUAGUGGACGAUCGCUCUUCAGCCAUGUACUGCACGGCUUUAAAAUGCCUUCACGACAUUAUUCUUGGCUUUUGUAAGCAUAAUCCUACCAAGCUAAGUCGCUUGUUAACGGCGAUGGAUGAAGUGGAAAGACCAGCAGCUGGAAUCCCUUUGGAAAAUCAAAUUGCCAAAACCUUGAAGCACUUUAAAGAUUUGUUAAAUCAUUUGUUAUCAGGAAGAGAAAAUGAAGAUCUCGUCACGAAAGCAGUCUUACCCAUUGUCGGAACUUUAACCGUGCUAUCAGAUCAGUUAAAUCCAGCCGGUGAUGAAUAUACAAAGCUGUCUAAUUGGACGCAUGAUCUGUGCAAAAAUGUUGAAUGCAGAGAAUCUUCUAUUGCGAAACCUCUUAUUAAUCUUCUUGCCCACUUAAGCAUGGCAUCAGAUUCAAGCCCAAGCAUUUUGGAGGAAUUAGCUAAAGAAGUUCGUCUUGCCAUUGGCGCAUUAGACGAGGAAAACUUGUCCACUACAGAAACAAACAAGUUGGCAACUAUCAAUGAAGAAACGGCCGCUGUUGUCCUUAGUGUGUUAACAGCACGGUUAGAGCAACUUAUCCAGGUUGUUGAAUGGGCUUUACCUAGAAUUGGUAUUCUCGAGCGUGGUGAUGCAUCACCUUUGGUUGAACAAUCCAUUAACACACGUCUGAAACUAAUAGCUGUUGCGCUUAGCCAUCUCGUUCUUGCGGACAUUAGCCCUGGUCCCAAUUCGGAGCUCAUUCUCAAGUUAGCCAUCUCGUUUUAUACGACGAUGGGACGCGUCGCGAAAAAGCAAAAAUCUGUUCUUCCGAGUUUCCGAACUUUGGUUAGGGCGACUGCACUUCAGUUGACGAAGAACCUCAACACUUUUAUUGCACAUCUUGACGAAAAGCAGAUCCAUGAGAAAGGUGUCAAACGUAAAAAAGGGGACAAAGAAGUGGCUCCAAGAAUGGACAGAUCUGCACGAUCUAUCCCACAACUGAUUUACGCCAUAGAGCAAUACAACCAAGCCAUUUUAGGCGUCAGCAAACGCACAAAGGAGGAUCUAUCAUUUGGGUCCAAGCUGGGCACGACAAGGGACUUCAGAAUCAAAGCCGAUAAAGUCAACGAAGCCUUGGAAGGAAACACACAUAGCACAGAAUCAGAAUCAGAAUCAGAGGAUGACGAGAUGGAAGCAAGCAAUAGUUUAAAUAGAACGGCCCAAACUGAAAGUCGCGUAAGAGGUACAGCGCGACGCUCGCGUGGACGAGGCCGUGGAAAAUUCACCUCUGUUGGCAAGGCGAACACGUCCCAAAAGUAAUUUUUUACAUCUGUAUAUCUAGUAGCAUAUCCGGGUUUUUAGUUGCAUUUAUAGUUUGUUUAGUUUUUUUGUCCAUUAUUCUCGAU